Cooperia oncophora is the source of this 1584-nucleotide messenger RNA. Lineage: Eukaryota; Metazoa; Nematoda; Chromadorea; Rhabditida; Trichostrongylidae. The record is from the annotation of a GenBank genome assembly.
GUUCAGGCUCCACAUGAACUUGAAGUCGAGGAUGAACAUUUCCCAGCUGGCCCUAUUGAAGAGACAAAUGAAUGUUCAUCUACUCCAAAAAGUGUGGCAAUGUCACAACCAUUACCAAUCGAUUUACUGCCAGCUGAAACCGUAAAAGCUGAUGAGGAAUUCGAAGGAGGAUUGAGAGUGAUACUUACCGACUAUAGAAUCUGUCUUCUCGCCCCCAACAAUCGUGCUCUGCGGGUGAUUCUUAUUGUAGCCAUAGAAACAAUCGAUUUCCGAGAUCCUCUGCAGAUUAUUAUCAGCUGCAAAGAAGGUCGUGUUGCUUGUUUACGAGCUAAAACGACGGAGAGUGCGAUUUCAUGGCAUAAAAUGCUCUACAGAGCUGCGAAUCGUGUCAAUUGUCAAGAAUUGUUCGCAUGGAGUUUCGCCAGACAGGUGAGAAAGUCGAAGUACUCGUGGUUAACCGACACAGAACCUGUCGGCGAUGAAGUGCUUGUUCGCAAAGAAUUUGCCCGCCUCGACUACGAUCGUGAUCAUUUUCGGGUUUCCGAUGAUAAUAAGGGAUUCACGUUGUCACCUACUUAUCCGGAGUAUAUGGUCAUUCCUAAAGAAAUCAGUCGUGAGGAUUUAGUAUACGGGAAGGAUUUUCGUUUUCUCCAACGAUGGCCUGCAGUGGUGUGGAAGUGUAAAGAAACGAGAGCCGUCUUACUACGCAGUAGUCAGCCAGGGCUAAGUAUUUUUGGUUGGAGAAAUAAUGCCGACGAAAAGUUCUUUGAAUUGGUUCACAAAUAUCUUGACACCUAUUGCGCGGCAGCUUGGGCCAAUCGUGCGAAAGGAGGAGGUUUUGAACAUCCAGAGUAUUACCAGCGAACUCGCGUUGACUGGCUGGCUUUGCCGAACAUUCACCAUGUGCGAUAUUCAUUCCAUCAGUUGCGAGCAUUGCUCUGUUCUAAUCAGAAUAAAACUGGCGAGUCGUAUCUCACGGCAUUGGAAGCAACUGGCUGGUUAAAAUACAUCAAAGACUUGAUGAAUUCUGCUCGAAAAUGUGUCGACACGCUUUUCGAUGGCCAGUCCGUGUUGGUCCAUUGCUCAGACGGAUGGGACAGAACGACGCAGAUCGUUUCAUUGGCGAAGUUAAUGGGUGACGAGUAUUAUCGAACUGUACAGGGUUUCGAGGAGUUGAUUCGUCUCGAAUGGGUUGCAUUUGGCCAUAAGUUUGCCGAUCGAAAUGGCAUUAUGGGCACAAACAACAAUGAACAGUCGCCGAUCUUUUUGCAGUUUUUGGAUGCUGUUCAUCAAAUGCAACAUCAACUGCCGACUGCUUUCGAAUUCAACAAGCAGUAUCUGCGGUAUGCAUCCCCUUCUGCCGGCCCGUUUUCGGUAUCGAAGCCGGUCUGUAAUAGAAUUUUUACCUACGGGGUUGAAUUUGGCUCGAAUUUUCUUGAGUUAGGUGGACACCUGGAACCCAGGACACAGUUCAUAGGAAGAAUCUCAUCAAGGGGUUCCCCUCCCCAAAUCCCUUUGGUUGCUGGCGCCGCAAAACUACCAUACAGCUACAUUUCUAUAGUUCAGAUUGUAAUUGCCUGGUGA